Molecule: messenger RNA, 815 nt
Organism: Aspergillus fijiensis CBS 313.89
Lineage: Eukaryota; Fungi; Ascomycota; Eurotiomycetes; Eurotiales; Aspergillaceae
Exons: 2
Coding region: 92-607 (171 amino acids)
Source: RefSeq, a predicted model, not a curated record
AGGGGCAUGAAUUUAUCGAAUGGUGGCAAGGCUAGCGGGAAGGUGAAAAAUCAACAUUCGAGCAACAACAGCUCAGCCUUGAUGGUACUGAAUGUCAACGCAACUACCUCUUGAUCGAUCAUCCUAUCAUCCAAGCAGCCAUCAUCAUCGCCACAGAGGCGGCGCUUUCUGCGGCAAUUACUCGGAAUCAGGGCACACGGCACUAAACAACGGGGGAAAAAAAGGGUCCAACAUAUGGGGAGCCCCGCGCACGGAGCCCGCGGACCACGAGAGUCUCCGCUCUGGAAAUUUAGGCCACCACGUUUCUAUAAGCUUGAUUCUAGUCGAAUUAUCGGUUGAUGAUGUUCUACCUCCUGGACAGACCUCACUACUGACCAGAAAGAACUUGUUCUUUUAUCAGAUUUUCUGCAUCGAUGAAAUCCGCGUGGCAUGGUUGCCAAGGACUUCCUCCAAGAAAUCGCGGGCUUGGCUCCUCGCUUUUGCUACGAGGGCCAAGUGUCCGGCCACGACCUCGGUUACGAGUCUCUUCGUUUCUUGGCUCACCCACCGAGUGCAGCCACUCGAGAGUGGUCCGAUGUGCUCCGGAGGAUACCCGCUUGCGGAUUGAUUAGAUCCUUGGCUGUUCUUGGCGGGCGAGGGGAGGGGAGCGGUGCUCGUCUCAGCUCUUGGUGGAGGAGGCACCGAACCAGGCUUUGGGUCGGUGGAGUUUGAUGAUAUACAGUACAUGAACACGCUGUUGUUGUAGACUUUCGUGGAUUUGCUGCAUAUGUUGCAUUCUUCUGCUACAGGCAGAGAGGUAUCUGAACACCAGAGGA